This is a messenger RNA of Ctenocephalides felis (cat flea), 953 nucleotides long. Its product is annotated as DTW domain-containing protein 1-like. Gene Ontology annotation, cellular component: nucleus. The record is from RefSeq and is a predicted model, not a curated record. Gene Ontology annotation, molecular function: tRNA-uridine aminocarboxypropyltransferase activity. Gene Ontology annotation, biological process: tRNA modification. The coding region runs from base 45 to 953 and encodes 302 amino acids. The transcript has 2 exons. NCBI's taxonomy places the organism in Eukaryota, Metazoa, Arthropoda, Insecta, Siphonaptera, Pulicidae.
AUUUUUGUAUGUAUAAUUAAUUAAUUAUAAGUAUUAAUGUGACAAUGUGUGAAGAAAUUAAAAAUAUUGAUUCAAAUCCAUUUUAUGGAAUGAAAAUCGAUGAUGCAAGUAUUUUGAAUCGCCUUGAGGGUAGAAGCCCUUGUCCCAAAUGUGGAAAGUCAAGAAAAUAUUUUUGUUAUACUUGUUAUGUACCAGUAAAAGAACUGGAAGGACUCAUACCAAAAUUAAAAUUGCCAUUGAAAAUAGAUAUAAUAAAGCACAAAAGAGAGAUUGAUGGAAAAAGUACAGCUAUUCAUGCAGCAAUUUUAGCUUCAAACGAUGUCCAAAUAUACACAUACCCCGAUAUACCCAACUAUACUGAAGAAGAAAAAACAGUUCUAAUUUUUCCAAGUGCUACAUCAGUUCCCAUAAGUGAUAUAUUCAACGACAAUUAUAAAAAACGUAAUCCUGAUGAAGGAUUACAAAAAGGAUAUCAUUAUGGAACCAUGUUACGAUCACCGAUAUUCGAAACCAUUACAGAUAAAAAUCAACAAAGUAUGAGUGAAUUACCUAUUACAAAAGCUGUCUUUAUCGAUAGUACUUGGAGUCAAAGUAGAGGAAUCUAUCAAGAUUAUAGAAUACAAAAACUUAAAUGUGUAGUAUUACAAAAUAGGAUCAGUCAAUUUUGGAGAUACCAAAAAGGCAGUCCUAGAUGGUAUUUAGCAACAAUAGAAGCUAUUCAUCAAUUUUUAUUAGAAUUGCAUAUUCUUAUGUGGGGUGUUAGUGAUAAAUAUUUAGGUUUACAAAAUCUUGGAUUAGGAACGAAGCUUGAACAUUAUUCUAAACAAGAUGUUAUUGAUAAUUAUACAGGUCAAUAUGAUAAUUUAUUAUUUUUCUUUAAACAUAUGUAUGACAUUAUUCAUAAAUUAUAUGAACAUGAUGCACUUAAAUCUUACAAACGACCAAUAUUUUAA